Molecule: messenger RNA, 1950 nt
Organism: Rotaria sordida
Lineage: Eukaryota; Metazoa; Rotifera; Eurotatoria; Philodinida; Philodinidae
Source: the annotation of a GenBank genome assembly
AUGCCGAAAAAAGGCAAAGGCAAAGGAAAAAAAGGUGGAAAAGGUAAAAAAGGCAAAAAAGGUAAAAAAACUAAAGAAAAAGAAGAAUCAGCUGUUAAAAUGGGUAUUCAUAAUUCAAAUUUAUGGGAAGCUCAACUCAAUCUGAUGGAUUUAUCACGAAAACAUUAUCGAGAUAUAGCUGGAACAUUAGCUAAUGAUAAUGAAAAAAUGCGUGAUCAAAUGCGUCUAACUGAAAAAGAUACAAUUGAUGUUGUAACUUUUCUAAAAAAACAAGAUGCUGAUAAAGAUGCUGAGAUAGAUCGUUUACAACAAAAUGUUAAAACUCUUAAAAUGAAUCAUCGGAAAGUUAAAGAUGAAUUAAUUCAUGAUUUUAGUCGAGAAAAACGUCAAUUAGAUGAAAAAUUAUCUCGAAGAGAAAGUGAACUUGAAAUAAUUCGUCAUGAACUUAAUCAAGUAAAAGAAUUUCGAAAGAAAAAAACACAAAUGCAAAAAGAACUUGAAGAAAUUAAAGAAGCAAUGGUUUCGAAUGAACGUGAACAUAAAGAUACAAUCGAAAAAUUAGAACAAAAAUUUUUUGAAGAAAAAAUGCGUUUACAACAAGAAUCAAAUAAAAAAAUUGAAGAAAUAGCUGCACGUGCACAAGAUGAAGCAUUAAAAAGUUUAAAUGAAACAAAUCGUAAUGUUUAUCAUGAAAAUGUUAAUUUGAUUGAUUCAUUACGUAUGUAUAAAGAAGAAUUAGAUGAUUUACAAAAAACAAAAGAACAAUUAUCAAGAUUAAUAGCAACAACAAGUAAUGAUAAAGAAUUAAAUGAAAUAUUAAUAAAAGAAAAAAUUGAACAAGUACAAAAACAAAAUUAUCUCAUCAAAGAAUUAAAAGAAAAAAUUCAAUUAUUAGAAACAUCAUUAACACAAUUUAUACAAGAAUUUGAUAUUGAAAGAAAAAAUAUUCUUGAACAAACACAUAUUAAACAUGAAUCAUUACGUAAUGAAAUAAUAAGAUUACAACGUACAUUAGAAUUAAAAACAAAAGAAAUGAAUAAAAUUAAAAAAUUAGCUAAAAUUAUUAUUGAACAACGUACAGAAUUAGAAACAUUCUUUUUGGAUGCAUUACAAUAUGUUAAAAAACAAAUUACUUUAAAUCGUUUACAAUAUCGUAAAGAUGCAUUUAAUGCUUAUCAAAAUCGAAUGUUAAAUGCUCAUCAUGGACAAGGAGAUUAUCCAAGAAUACGAACAUUUAAUGAGACAUAUCGUGGAUUUAGUACAAAUAGUGUUUUCCAUGAUUUAGAAGAAGCAACAAAAUGGUAAAUUUUCUUAUAAGACAUUAUAGAAAGGCUCAAGGGCCUAGAGAUAUCCAUCGCAACUAGAAAAUGUACAAGACCAAAGUUUAUUUAUAAAUCAUAUCCAUAAGAAGAUAAUUCAAGAGAGAUGAUCCUCAAAAGAGUUACUCAUCGACUAAAUAAAUCGGUGGACCAGAAUUUCGGUUCGCGUUCAAGAGAUUCGCGGAGAACUCUAAAAUCCGAUUAUGACUCCGACGAAGUCGGGUUGACUAAAAAAUUUUUCGCAAUCAAAAUUACAAUCACCUCUAAUGAAUUUUUGUUAUUUCAAAUAAUAAUAACUUUCUUUUUCAUAUUAAUCAACAAAAAAGAAAUAAAAAGCAACACAUAUUAACAAUGAGUAUCAAGACAAUAAACCUAAAAACAUAAUGACAUUAAUGAAAAUAUAUAUUUCAAUGUCACCCGAAGUAUUACAAUUCUCUUCAUCAUCAAUUUAAAAAGAAAUUCAAAAUGAUUCUUUAUCGACUAGGACUGUUAAAUUACUAUUACUGGUAAUAAGUAACAAUUUAUAAAAUUAUUACUUAUCGCUGGUAAUUAGUAAUAAUUUGCAAAAAUGAUAAAGUAUUAAAACUACUUAGGGCAUACCAAAAGUACUGGCAGUGACACUUUAAUACCC